This is a messenger RNA of Fusarium venenatum, 924 nucleotides long. RefSeq lists its product as uncharacterized. The record is from RefSeq and is a predicted model, not a curated record. Lineage: Eukaryota; Fungi; Ascomycota; Sordariomycetes; Hypocreales; Nectriaceae.
AUGACUCUCAUCGCUGUAGCUGGAGGUGCGGGUAAGCUCGGCCGUGCCAUUGUCGAAGCAAUUGUCGAACAAGGCCAGCACGAAGUUGUGGUACUGGCUCGAGAAGCAAAAGAUAUCCAAGGAACCCGCAGCAUUGCUGUCGACUACACCGAUAUUGGUAAACUUGCUGGCGUGCUUGAGGCAAACAAUAUCGAGACUGUCAUAUCUACCAUCAAUUCCUUGCAAGAUGUUUCGGCUGAGCUGAACUUGAUUCAAGCCGCCGAGAAAUCAGCACCUACCAAGAGAUAUAUCCCUAGUCUCUGGGGCAUCAAGUACACUCCCGAGAUUGCAUCGUAUUUUCCUAUCGCCCAGGCUAAGCUCAAUCUAAUGUCCGCAUUGGAAGCUACCUCGACACUUGAGCACACUGUCGUGAUCAACGGCUUCUUUGCCGACGGCUGGUUUGCCCCCAAGGUCAAGUCUUAUCAAGACCCAUUAGCCCUUGUCGUCGACAUGCAAAACGACUUUGCUGCCAUUCCUGGAUCUGGCAACGAGCCUGUGGCGUUUACUCACACCUUCGAUAUCGCACGAUUUGUCGCACUACUCGUCGGAGCAUCGACGUGGGAGAAGGAAUCGUACAUUAUCGGGGACAAAGUUUCAUGGAACCAGUUCGUGCAAUACGCCGAGGAAGCCAAAGGCGUCAAGUUCACCGUCAAGAACGAUUCAAUUGAGGAUCUCAAGCAGGGAAAAAUCACAGAGCUACCUUCCCACCAGCAUGUGUAUCCAUUCUUCCCUAAGGAAAUGCUGCAGGGUAUGUUUGCUGCCUUCGAACGCAUGUUUGUUGAGGGGGCCUUUGAUCUCAAGCCUGAGCACACGCUCAACGAGGCCUUCCCCGGGGUGAAGACGCGAAAGAUUAAAGAUCUCCUGUUCGAGGCCUAUGGGCAGUAG